UCAACAUUCAACCAGUAACACAAAGAGUAAUACAUACGGAAACAGUAACAACUGAGGUAGUAACUCCCCUGAGUAUAUAUUAUGUUCUGUGGGUAGUAACAACAACAAUCCAGUAUCCACCAUAGAGGAAGGAUGUAUAACUGAGAGUAUCCACACACCUGUCAACUUUUCCUCUAGACAAAAUAAAUAAUUAUUAUUUGAAUUCAAAUUUCAUAAGUUUAGAAUAUGUAUUAAGAUUACUUGAAUAAUAUUUAUUGAAGGAAAAUAACUAAACACACUAGGUAGUCAUCAAACGAAUGGCAUCAUAUUGAUACAGCCUUCAAAAACAAAAUCCCUUCAGUUUAUAAAGUUACAAAAAUUAUUUUAUUUAAAUGACAUCAUUAAGAUGGGUAAAGAAGUAUCAUUAUUUAAAAAUUUUGAUUAUCUUAUUAAUCCUUUACUGGAUAUACCGAACUUCCAACUUAGAGUUCAAAAACACAGUACAUAUUCUACAACAAAAUCAAAUUUAUGUAAAAAAUAAUAUGAUCACACCAUGGAAUGCAUGUUUAGAACCUUAUAAGUUUGUCAUUAUUGUAACUUCAUAUGUGGGCCAUGUUGAACUGAGAAGUGCACAUCGAAGAUCAAUGCCCAUAGAUUACCUGAGAGCAAGGAAUGUAACAAGAUUCUUUUUAUUAGCCAGAAUUCCUAAAACUGAAAGAUUCAUAACACAAGAAGCAAUAGUGGAUGAGAGUAACACCUUUGGUGAUAUACUUCAAGGUUCAUUCUAUGAAAACUAUAGAAACUUGACAUACAAAAAUCUGAUGGGUUUACAAUAUGCAUCAUCAGAAUGUAAUGGAGCCUCUUACAUUCUCAAAGUAGAUGAUGAUACUGUAUUUAAUUUUGAGUUAACACACAACUUUUUAUCCAAACUCCCUGACAACAGUCAAAAUCCAUUCAUGCUGGGAUAUAUGUUGAACAACACUUCACCUAUAAGAUUGAACCAAAAUAAAUGGUAUGUUACAUAUGAAGAAUAUCCAUUACAGAAAUACCCAUCAUAUUUAUCUGGAUGGUACUAUAUAACAAAUCCGAAAACGGCAGCGAUGAUUUGUGAUGAAGCUCCUUAUCACCCUUACUUUUGGAUAGAUGACAUCUUAAUAACUGGAAUACUGACCGAGUAUCUUAAUAUAAGAAUUCAACAAUUGCCAAGAGAUUAUUGGUUGGAACACUAUGAACUCUUAGAAUGCUGUCUGAGGGAUAUGGUCAAAAGGAAAAUAAAAUGUAACUAUGUUGUUGGACCAAAUGGGGGAAGACAUAAUCUUAUAGUGGAAUUUAAUGAUGCAUAUAUAUCUUGUACAAAUUGUGCACCAAGAUCUAUUACACAAAAAUUGAAUGAAACAUGUGUUAUGUUCAGAGAUAGGACUAUAUUUAGUGAUGGAAAAGCAGAAGUGCAUCAUAUUAAACUUUGAGUUUGAAUGGAGUGAUCUAUAAACAACAAUCCACUCAUACUAAUCUGUGAUAUUAGGUUAAGAAAUUGUUUUAGAAACUGGACAAAUGUUCUAUAUUUUUAUACAAUCAUGGAUAGGGAUUUAGUUACAAAUUACAAUGUAUUUAUGUAAGUGAUAAUAAUAUGCUGAAGUCCAUUAAAAAUUAUUACAUUAGAUUGAUGACCAUAAAAACAAAUUCCUGAUCUCCUAGAUAUAGAAUA
Messenger RNA from Colias croceus (clouded yellow), 1684 nucleotides. Its product is annotated as beta-1,3-galactosyltransferase 5-like. The transcript is spliced from 3 exons. The record is from RefSeq and is a predicted model, not a curated record. NCBI's taxonomy places the organism in Eukaryota, Metazoa, Arthropoda, Insecta, Lepidoptera, Pieridae. Bases 372 to 1445 code for a protein of 357 amino acids. Gene Ontology annotation, cellular component: membrane. Gene Ontology annotation, molecular function: hexosyltransferase activity.